AUGGCUUCCCAUACGACGAAUGGAGUAUCCCUGAACGGCAACGGGAUAACCAAAUGUGAGCGACCGAAAGUCGGCGUUGGAGUACUUAUCUCAAGUCCUAAUCAUCCAGGGUGCAUACUCAUUGGCAAACGGAAAGGAAGCAUCAUGGGUGCCGGAAAGUACGCUCUUCCCGGAGGUCACCUGGAGUUUGGUGAAUCUUGGGAAGAAUGCACAAGAAGAGAGACAAUGGAGGAAACAAGUCUUCUUCUUGGUGACGUCAGUUUUGCGUAUGUCCAGAAUACCGUAGUGAAUGAUCUUAAUUACCACUAUGUCACAAUAUUUACGAGGUCAGAGGUUGAUAUUAGCCACAAAGCAGAACCAGAGAAUCCAGAGCCGGAAAAAUGUGAGGGAUGGGAAUGGAUCAAAUGGAAUGAACUUCCCUCCGAUAAUAAUUUGUUCUGGUCUCUUUUAGUUGCUAAGCAACAAGGUCUGAACCCCUUCCAGUCAGUUCAAAAGAAUGUACUAAAGAUACCAUGAUGAGAAUACAUGUGUAUAUAUUCAUCACUAACUGUAUACAGUGUUGUAGAUGAAUUUCUGAUUGAUUGGUUACACAAAGAGCAGUUAAUUUAUUGUAUUAUAAAUCCUAUAAACUAAAAAGAAAUGCACAUAUUUGCAGCGGGGCCACAUCGAGUGUAUAGCUGUGUUUUGUGGCCAGCUUUUUAUCUACAUCACUGGUAUGGUAUGUUUGCUAUAUAAGCAGUUAUAACAGCAUUAGGAAGCAUACCACUAUCUGAAAUAAAAUGUGGUUGUACCACUCUAUGCA
Molecule: messenger RNA, 802 nt
Organism: Saccoglossus kowalevskii
Lineage: Eukaryota; Metazoa; Hemichordata; Enteropneusta; Harrimaniidae
Product: nucleotide triphosphate diphosphatase NUDT15-like
Biological process (GO): dGTP catabolic process
Cellular component (GO): cytosol
Molecular function (GO): 8-oxo-7,8-dihydrodeoxyguanosine triphosphate pyrophosphatase activity
Source: RefSeq, a predicted model, not a curated record